This is a messenger RNA of Leptopilina heterotoma, 2850 nucleotides long. It is a transcript of the gene Stt3A, whose product is annotated as dolichyl-diphosphooligosaccharide--protein glycosyltransferase subunit STT3A. Gene Ontology annotation, molecular function: dolichyl-diphosphooligosaccharide-protein glycotransferase activity. The coding region runs from base 184 to 2301 and encodes 705 amino acids. Lineage: Eukaryota; Metazoa; Arthropoda; Insecta; Hymenoptera; Figitidae. The record is from RefSeq and is a predicted model, not a curated record. Gene Ontology annotation, cellular component: membrane. Gene Ontology annotation, biological process: post-translational protein modification. The transcript has 12 exons.
GUCGGCAAGACUACUCUCUUCAUUAUCACUAAAAUUUCCAGAGGUUAGGUUACUGCCUGCUUGCGUGGUUCAAGGACUUUUUUGGAUUCAAGUGAUCCUCUUAUAAUUCCUAAAUGUUUAGGAUAAUUUAAAUCAAUUUUUUAAAAACUCUUUCUUUUCAGAUUUCUAGUAUCUAGUAUAAACAUGGGUGGUCUUUUAAAAAUAAAAGGGCUGCGUAUGUCGUCCCAAAAGCAGGAGACGCUUUUGAAGUUAACAAUACUUUCCAUGGCUGCAGUUUUAUCGUUUGCCACACGUUUAUUCUCAGUGUUGAGAUUCGAAAGUGUUAUUCAUGAGUUUGAUCCUUAUUUUAAUUAUCGAACGACGAAAUUCCUAGUGGAAGAAGGUUUUUAUAAUUUUUACAAUUGGUUCGAUGAUCGUGUUUGGUAUCCUCUUGGCAGGAUAAUAGGAGGAACCAUUUAUCCGGGAUUAAUGGUGACAUCAGGAGCCUUGUACCAUUUAGCACAGUUUUUAAAUAUUACUAUAGAUAUAAGAAAUGUUUGCGUCUUCCUUGCUCCUCUAUUUUCAAGUUUAACAACCAUUGUUACAUACUUACUCACUAAGGAACUGCGGGAUUCUGCUUCUGGAUUGUUGGCGGCGUCCAUGAUUGCCAUUGUCCCAGGAUAUAUAUCUCGUUCCGUUGCGGGCUCUUACGACAAUGAGGGAAUUGCAAUAUUCUGCAUGCUCUUCACCUACUACAUGUGGAUUAAAGCUGUUAAAACGGGAGCAAUAUUUUGGUCAACGUGUGCAGCUCUUGCGUACUUUUAUAUGGUGUCGUCUUGGGGUGGAUAUGUCUUUUUAAUAAAUCUCAUUCCUCUCCACGUGCUGACUUUAAUGGUGACUGGGAGAUUCACGCACAGAAUUUACGUCGCCUACAGCGUUUUGUAUUGUCUGGGAACAAUUCUCUCAAUGCAAAUUCCAUUUGUCGGAUUUCAACCAGUUCAAAGUUCAGAGCAUAUGCUGGCAAUUGGAGUUUUCGGAUUAUGCCAGAUUCACGCGUUAGUUGAUUAUUUACGCAGUAAACUCUCCGAAACUGACUUUGAAAUACUGUUCCGUGGCCUUGUUGUUUCUACUGUGACUGCAUCUUUAGUAGUUGGUGCAAUUUUGACUUUUACUGGUAAAAUAUCUCCUUGGACUGGACGAUUUUACUCCCUUUUGGAUCCUUCUUAUGCUAAGAAUCACAUUCCAAUUAUUGCCUCUGUUUCGGAGCAUCAACCUACCUCGUGGAGUUCAUUUUACUUCGACUUACAAAUUCUGGUGUUCCUAUUUCCAGCGGGCUUAUACUUCUGCUUCUCAAAGUUGACAGAUUCAAAUAUUUUCCUCAUUCUCUACGGUGCUACCAGUCUGUACUUUGCGGGAGUUAUGGUGCGUUUGAUGUUGGUGCUGGCGCCAGUUAUGUGCAUUUUAGGAGGAAUCGGUGCUUCCGCUCUGUUGCUUACGUAUAUGAAACAAAUCGAAAGUGGAAAAGUCACUGACAAAAAGUCCAAGAAAUUUGAAAGCAACUACGUGCUGAGAAGCGAAAUCGCCACAUUUUUUGUGAUUAUAAUGUGUAUUCUCUUCUUCUCGUACACUUUCCAUUGCACAUGGGUGACAGUUGAAGCUUACAGUUCUCCAAGUAUAGUGUUAUCAGCUCGAUCACCUGACGGAGGUCGAAUGAUCUUCGACGACUUUAGAGAAGCCUACUAUUGGCUCCGUAUGAACACACCAGAGGACGCAAAAGUGAUGUCAUGGUGGGAUUAUGGAUAUCAAAUAACGGCAAUGGCGAAUCGGACAAUUCUAGUGGACAAUAAUACGUGGAAUAAUACCCAUAUAUCGAGAGUUGGUCAAGCAAUGGCAAGUUCUGAAGAAAAGGCAUUUGAAAUUAUGAGAGAGUUGGAUGUGAAUUAUGUGCUUGUGAUUUUUGGUGGUUUAACAGGCUAUUCUUCUGACGAUCUAAACAAGUUCCUUUGGAUGGUGAGGAUUGCGGGUAGUACAGAAAAAGGAAAAUCGAUAAGUGAAUGGGAUUAUUAUAAUCCGGCUGGAGAGUUUCGAGUUGAUAAAGAAGGAACACCCACUUUGCUGAAUUGCCUUAUGUACAAAAUGUGUUAUUAUCGCUUUGGUCAAGUGUAUACAGAAGGAGGAAAACCAUCUGGAUACGACAGAGUUAGAAAUAUGGAAAUUGGAAAUAAAGACUUUGAAUUGGAAACACUAGAAGAAGCAUACACAACAGAGCACUGGCUAGUUAGAAUCUAUAAAGUGAAAGAUCUCAAGAACAGAGGUAUCUGAAGUGACUCUCGAAAGUUUCUCUUUUCUCUUUCGAAAAAAAAGAAAAAAAAAGAAAAAAAAAGAAAAAAACAGAGAAUUUGUCUUUAUCAGAAACAAUGUCCUUUUCUACAAGAAUAAAACUCAAGUUUUACUAAUUUUUAAGUACAAAAGUGAUAAUUAACUUUGCAGUCACGCUUGUUUUUUUACAGCUACGUAUGAAUAUUUUCAUCGUGUUUUCCAUUUCAUUCUUUUUAAAAUAUUUACUCCGAUCGUAAUAUAAUAAAUGUAUAAUUUUUAUAUAUAAAAAGACAGAUUUAUAUUUUGCACAAGGCAAUAAUGGUGAGAUGGUUUAUAGCUUGUAAGUAUAAAAUUGUUUCGAAUACUUGAAAAUAUAUCUUUCUAUAUUUUCUUCCGAAUGACUGAAAUGCGCGUGUUUAAUAACAUAUGAGAAGAUAUGAAAAAAUUAAAAGUUAAUGAUAUUCUCUUACCUAGAAGUGAUGGGAAAAAAAGAUUUUUUUCACCGACCGAUGUAAGCAAGUAAUAAAUAAAGAGAAAGAAAAUUAAUAAUUA